Molecule: messenger RNA, 1650 nt
Organism: Fusarium coffeatum
Lineage: Eukaryota; Fungi; Ascomycota; Sordariomycetes; Hypocreales; Nectriaceae
Exons: 3
Coding region: 1-1650 (549 amino acids)
Source: RefSeq, a predicted model, not a curated record
AUGGAGCAGACAGGCAAGAUAGCUGCCCAAUACGAAGGGCACAAGGCUGACAGCACGCAGCAGGACAAUUAUACGCGCCCCCCUCGUGUUAGUUUCGGUGUUGAGUUGGAGUUUCUCGUGGCUUGCAUAGCAGAGGACGGCAAGGACAGCUGUCGAAGAACUACUCUAGAAGCACGGAUUCAUCACAUCAAGCCAAGAUGGCCACGGCUCAGAGGAGCAACUGUGGAUCCUUGCUACAUCGACUGGCUCCCGGUAGAAAUAUCGAGUCCACCAAUGUAUUCGUGCGAAGAGGCAUACAAUCUCGUUUCGUCAGUCAUUCGACUGCUGACCACCAACCUCCGUGUCCGAGUCAAUCCGACAUGCGGCCUCCAUGUUCACGUUGGCAAUGGGUCUCAUCAGCUCGAUAUGCGCGCGCUCAGAAACUACGCUGCGCUUCUAUGGGCAUCUGAAUCAGUGCUGUCUACUCUUCAUUGCCCUGAGCGGACUCUCCCUGAACGCACGGCGAUGUCUAUUCGACGCUGCCACCGUAUUAACUUGGCCAUUGGUGCAACUGCAGAACAGGCGCGCCAUGAGAUCCUUAAAUUACCAAAAAUAGUACCUCGCUAUAUCUCACGAGCGAGACGAUUAGGAGAACACCCUGUUGCUUCACACGGAGAUUUGCGUAAACUCCUUCACACAGACGACGACGAUCAGAUGUCUCUGGUGUUAGAGUAUGAUGGCGAUGAUUCAGAUUGGGAGAAAGAAGAGAGCGAACCUUUCCAUCGGCCUAAAAGACCUCAAGAGGCACGACGUGAGACAUUGGACAGACUUCGAAACAUGGAGCUUUGCUCGGAAGAAAGAGGUGCGCUGCUGGACAGCGAAACCACUCGUCGCGAACUACCUCCUCAGAUCAACUUUUCGGACUCCAAAAUGAAGACAGACAGUCGGACAACUGGCCAAGCGCCAUUGCUGGACAAUGAGCGAACGAAAGUGAAGGGCUACACGCCGGCCGAACUCGGGGCCAACACUACAUGGAAAGGUAUUGCGGAGCUUCUAGCAUGCGAUGUUGGUGUACACCAGAUAGCAUACUUGAUGACUGAGCGCGAUGGUAGCAAGACCUACAAGUACCACACCACCAACUGGACUGGACAGAGUGCUAAUGAGCUGUUCCCUUUGAGAAGGCGGGAUACGCAUCCUACCAUUGAGUCCCGCCUUGCUUCUGGUAGUCUUGAUGCCGAAUGGGUCGUUACCUGGAUCAAGAUCCAGUGCCGCAUGCUCGAGUGGGCACGAGACGCAGAUUCUUCGCAGUUCAUGAAUGUUCUUUGCAAGUUAUCCGACGAUGACCAUUCGAAAGAGUGUACUUACGAUGUCUUGGACUUCCUGAGAGAUAUCGGAAUGUAUACAGAACUCAAGCAUUGUCAGGAACGUCUUCGUAGAGCUGAUGAGGCAUGGCACGAGUGUAUGUUGUUGGAGAAUGGAAAUACAAGUCUCGAUUCUGAGUUAGAGAGAGAGCAGUUUAAAUGGUUUUUUGAGUCUUUAGAUGAAGACUCACAGAGUCCAGAAGAGGGAGAUAAAGAAGAAAAGGAACAAAAGGAGGAGAACCAGUGGGAACAAGAGAAAGAGGAAGAGGAGGAAGAGGAGGAAGAGGAGGACCUUUACAGCGCUAACUAA